GGUCACGCUCGGAGGCGUCGGCGUAAGGACGCGGGGGAGGUGGUGGGAGCAAGCGGCUGGCGUGCGGUGUCACACGGGUUCCGUGUGUGUAUCUGUGUGUGUGUGUACGCGAGCGCGCGCAUUCGUGCGCGUGGACCUCUAGGGUAGCUCGGCCCUGCGGGCACGCCCAUGGUGGUUAGUUGUGCCAGGGUCUGCCGGAGCGUGGUGCAGUGCUAUGCCUGCAGCCUGGGCAGCGCGCGGCUAGAGCUGCAGAAUGGAAUGUGGCUCAAAGAUCUUUGUGGCACAUGUAGCAGACUGUGUAUAUGUAUGUGUGUGUGUGCCUGCCAUCUCCCGCUGCCCCCUAAGUGACAGCUGUCCCGUGGGCUGCUGUAUCCGUGCUGCCCUUCCCACCCUGUGCCUUGCUUCUUCUGGGAACUUUGUGCCCACUUUUCCUUUCCCUGGCUCUGGGCCUUGCCUAUACCCUGCAGCCAGAUCCGCCUUGGGGUUCCUCGAAAGCCCAGCGGGCGGGUGGGGACCCUGGAAGAUCCCCGCCCGGUUGAUCCCUGCUAGGCUGGAAGGCAGGAGGGGACAGAUGCAUCUGAGGAGGCUGCCACAGCCGCACUGAGAGAGCCAAGUAUGGACCUGCUAUUCCUGUCUCCAGUUCUGCAGGCUCCAGCCUCUUCCUAUUUCCCCUGGAACUCCCUAGUCUUCCUUUGGUCUUCUCCAAGGCAGGCACCCUAAUGCCUCACAAGUCCCCCAUUUUCUCACUCACCCUGCCUGGCUUAGUGUUUUCUUCUUUAUCCCACUCUCCUGAUGGCUAGGCUCCGGAGUGACCACUGCUCCCCAGGAGCUCCCUGCUCCUUCUUCCCAGGCAGGAAGUGGAGCUGGACCUGCCUCUGGAAGGACCAUGCGCAGCACCACACUCCUGGCUCUGCUGGCACUGGUGCUGCUUUACUUGGUAUCUGGGGCUCUAGUGUUCCAGGCUCUGGAGCAGCCUCACGAGCAGCAGGCUCAGAAGAAAAUGGAUCAUGGCCGAGACCAGUUUCUGAGGGACCAUCCCUGUGUGAGCCAGAAGAGCCUGGAGGAUUUCAUCAAGCUCCUGGUUGAAGCCCUGGGAGGGGGCGCAAACCCAGAAACCAGCUGGACCAAUAGCAGCAACCACUCAUCAGCUUGGAACCUGGGCAGCGCCUUCUUUUUCUCGGGGACCAUCAUCACUACCAUCGGCUAUGGCAAUAUAGUCUUACACACAGAUGCCGGGCGUCUCUUUUGUAUCUUCUAUGCACUGGUGGGGAUCCCACUGUUCGGGAUGCUGCUGGCGGGAGUCGGGGACCGGCUGGGCUCCUCUCUGCGCCGGGGCAUCGGCCACAUCGAAGCAAUCUUCUUGAAGUGGCAUGUGCCACCGGGGCUGGUGAGAAGUCUGUCCGCAGUGCUCUUCCUGCUGAUCGGCUGCCUGCUCUUUGUCCUCACUCCUACCUUCGUGUUCUCCUACAUGGAGAGCUGGAGCAAGUUAGAAGCCAUCUACUUUGUUAUAGUGACUCUCACCACUGUAGGCUUUGGCGAUUAUGUACCCGGCGAUGGCACCGGGCAGAACUCUCCAGCCUACCAGCCGCUGGUGUGGUUCUGGAUCUUGUUUGGCCUAGCCUACUUCGCCUCAGUGCUCACCACCAUCGGCAACUGGUUGCGAGCAGUGUCCCGCCGAACUCGGGCAGAGAUGGGUGGCCUAACGGCACAGGCUGCUAGCUGGACCGGCACAGUGACAGCGCGAGUGACCCAGCGAACUGGGCCCAGCGCCCCGCCGCCAGAGAAGGAGCAACCACUCCUGCCCUCCUCUUUGCCGGCACCGCCUGCUGUUGUUGAGCCAGCCGGCAGGCCCGGCUCCCCUGCACCCGCAGAGAAGGUUGAGACUCCGUCCCCGCCCACGGCCUCAGCUCUGGAUUACCCCAGUGAGAAUCUGGCCUUCAUCGACGAGUCCUCAGACACGCAGAGUGAGCGUGGCUGUGCCCUGCCUCGGGCUCCUCGGGGUCGCCGCCGACCCAACCCAUCCAAAAAGCCUUCCAGACCCCGGGGUCCUGGGCGACUCCGAGACAAGGCCGUGCCGGUGUAGGGGCAGGAUCUCUGGACCCGGAUCCCACGCCAGGGCUUUCGCUCUUGCUGAUGCUCAGGCAUGCUUGGCUUAUUUGACCAAAGAGCCGUCCCUCUUUUGUUCCACGUGGUUGCAACCCUGACAGGAGUCCAGUGGUUGCCAAAUGCCACCGCUCUUCCCUGGCUGGUUCUUCACAUCCAAUCAUUUCCAAAGCCCACCAUCCAAGGCUUUCUGCCUCGCUCCCCUGCCGGUUUUGACCCUCACACCUCACAACUGUGCCUCAAAACCUGCACCAAUAAAACAAAAACUCUGCACUACCGAGUGCAUGCUCCUGGGUCCCAA
This is a messenger RNA of Mus musculus (house mouse), 2404 nucleotides long. It is a transcript of the gene Kcnk4, whose product is annotated as potassium channel, subfamily K, member 4. The transcript has 7 exons. The record is from RefSeq and is a predicted model, not a curated record. Gene Ontology annotation, cellular component: membrane; plasma membrane; axon. NCBI's taxonomy places the organism in Eukaryota, Metazoa, Chordata, Mammalia, Rodentia, Muridae. Gene Ontology annotation, biological process: potassium ion transmembrane transport; detection of mechanical stimulus involved in sensory perception of touch. Gene Ontology annotation, molecular function: potassium channel activity. Bases 887 to 2083 code for a protein of 398 amino acids.